Solanum stenotomum is the source of this 309-nucleotide messenger RNA. Its product is annotated as monothiol glutaredoxin-S2-like. The record is from RefSeq and is a predicted model, not a curated record. Lineage: Eukaryota; Viridiplantae; Streptophyta; Magnoliopsida; Solanales; Solanaceae. Bases 1 to 309 code for a protein of 102 amino acids. The transcript has a single exon.
AUGGAUAUGGUGAUGAAGUUGGGAGCAUCAAGCGCGGUGGUGAUUUUCACAAAGAGUAGUUGCUGCAUUUCCCAUACCAUCGAGACCUUAAUCCGUAGUUUUGAAGAAAACCCUACAGUUUACGAGCUCGAUACACAUUCAAAUGGGAAGCAAAUGGAGAAGGCAUUGAUGGAACUAGGGUGUCAACCAAGUGUGCCAACAAUAUUUAUAGGGAAAGAGUUAGUUGGUGGUGCAAAUGAGAUAAUGAGUCUUAAUGUGAGGGGUAAGCUUAAACAAUUGCUCAUUAGGGCUAAUGCCAUUUGGGUAUAG